Messenger RNA from Pseudoliparis swirei, 3819 nucleotides. It is a transcript of the gene gnl1, whose product is annotated as guanine nucleotide binding protein-like 1. The transcript is spliced from 12 exons. Lineage: Eukaryota; Metazoa; Chordata; Actinopteri; Perciformes; Liparidae. The record is from RefSeq and is a predicted model, not a curated record. Gene Ontology annotation, molecular function: GTPase activity; GTP binding. The coding region runs from base 122 to 1939 and encodes 605 amino acids.
UGAAAAGUGUAGGAGUCGAGAAACUUCACCCAUGUAAACAACGUCAAGAAGAGAAGCUGUGUGACACCCUGUGGGUAGCGAUACGCAGCAGUACGUAGCCGUAUUCAUCCGCUGAUCAACUAUGCCCCGGAAAAAGCCAUUUAGCAACAAACAGAAGAAGAAACAGCUCCAAGUCAAACGGGGCAGAAAGAGAGGUGACACGGGUGCAGGGCCGAGCAGCCGCAAUGCCAGUGUGGAGCGAGGAGAGAGACAGUCGGACACGUCUGACAGUGAGACCACGGAUGUCAGGAGAAUAAAUCAGCAGCCAGGCAGAGAAGGUCGAUAUGACCCCAACAGGUUUCGACUGCAUUUUGAGAGGGAGAGUAAAGAGGAAGUGGAAAAGGGGAAGAAGUUGGCCAUGGAGAAGGUGCUGAAGCCAGUCUCGGAAAAAGAAAACGAGAUCAACAUCGAUGACAUCUUCCCCUCAGAGAAAGGUCUUGGUUUCCCAAAACGACCGUCCUGGAGUUAUGAGAUGACACGAGAGAACCUGCUUAGGAAAGAGGAGAAGUCAUACAGAAACUACCUGGACGACCUGUACGCCAAAAACCCAGCUGGCUCCCUCAGCCACUUUGAGCACAAUCUGGAGACAUGGAGGCAACUAUGGAGAGUGUUGGAGAUGUCAGAUAUCAUCCUGAUCAUCGUGGACAUCAGGCACCCGGUGCUGCAGUUCCCGCCAACCCUUUACCACUACAUCACAGGAGAGCUCCAGAAGCACGUGAUCAUGGUGUUAAACAAAGCCGACCUGUGUCCUCCUCCGCUGGUGAUUGCCUGGAAACACUACCUGACUUCCCAGUUCCCCCACCUGCAUUUAGUCAGCUUCACCUCCCACCGUGGACAGCCCUACAGCACAGUGCUCCAAAAGAAGAGGAUGAGGAAGAAGGCGGACUGGAGUCACGCUGGAGGUCCUCUAGACAUCCUGAAGGCCUGUCGGGAGAUCACAGCGGGGAGAGUUGACCUAUCCAGCUGGGAGCAGAAAAUUAAGAGAGAUUCUGUUGCUUUGCGACUGGAUGGGGAGCAGCCGGACGAAGGAGCAGAGUCGGUGCUGAUGGAGCAUCUAAGUGACAGGGCUAUGGAAAUGGGCGGCCCAUCCCAGGAGCUGUACAAAGACGGGGUUCUCACACUGGGCUGCAUCGGCUUUCCAAAUGUUGGUAAGUCAUCUGUUCUGAACAGCCUAGUGGCGAGGAAGGUAGUGAGCGUGUCCCGAACCCCAGGCCACACCAAAUACUUCCAGACCUACUACCUCACCCCGACAGUCAAACUCUGUGACUGCCCUGGACUCAUCUUUCCCUCCCUUGUGAAUAAACAGUUGCAGAUCCUGGCAGGGAUCUACCCCGUGGCUCAGCUGCAGGAGCCCUACAGCUCAGUUGGUUAUUUGUGUGCACGGACCCCAUUCCUCUCUGUGCUGAAACUCAAACAUCCCAGUUUAAUGGACAUCAAGCCCCACCAGAGAAACGAGGGGUCUGAAGGGCUCAGCUGGACUGCCUGGGAUGUGUGUGAGGCCUGGGCGGAGAGGAGAGGCUACAAGACGGCAAAAGCAGCUCGCAACGAUGUUUACCGCGCGGCUAACAGUCUCCUGCGCUUGGCCAUUGACGGCAGAUUGUGCCUCUGCCUAAAACCACCUGGCUACAGCUGCUUGAAGGAGCACUGGGAAAAUCACCCGGAUCUGGCCGAGAUCGUGGCUCUGCAAGGGAGGACAGAGGAGGAAGGAACGGGAGGCGACGACGACGACGAUGGAGAGUCCAGCACCGAGCCCGAGGAAGAACGAGACCGGGACGCGGACGAUGAUGAGGAUGGAGAUGAUGAAGACGAAGGCUUUGGACACCCAAGGCCGAAGGAAGAUAAGCCGUCUGGUUUCACUGUCAACAUGUACAAUGUUCUUCGUGAAAAUGAGUGCGAGUGAUCACGGAGGGCACGGCGAGCAGGAAAGCACAAGUUGUUCCCUGACUUCUCUCUUUUCAUUCCUUUUUUCCCCCGAAAUCUGCUUUUCUUUUUUUCUUGCAUCUCCACUCCUCAUGUCAUGACCUUCUCUGUGCAUUAACAUGAUCUAUUCUAAUAAACGCACCAUGUUUCCCCUUUCCCUAUACUAUUCAGAGCAUACUCGUGUACCCAUGCUGUGCCUCUGCUCGUUCAUCCAUGAAGCGUGUUCUCUAGUGCUGCUUCUAGGAAUGGGUUUGGUUUGGUUUGCUUGUGGCUUCCCUCAGUCUGGAAUAGUCAACCAACUGGUUUUCAAUCUCUUUAUUUACAACUGACUUUACAGCUGAGACGCCAAAGUUCAAGGAAGGAUGAUAGAACCAAUCGGAUGCACUGUCGAUAUGAUGUCCUUCACUGGAUUCGCCAUUUGGCUCUUGGAGCAGCUGGAGAUUUAGGACCAUGACUCUAAAUCUUCUCUGCAGACCAUAGUUUGGUUAAAGGCUGUGGGGAUGGGCUGUGAGAGAUGUUAGGCCAGAGAAGUGGAACCAAUGAACCAUUUUACACACAGCUUUGCAGUUAUCAGUAUUAAGGCUCUCUUAGAGGUUCGUUUAUCUGAACUUGCUUUUGAUUUAGAUAUUACUGUGUUCGAGAGUGAUAUUUUAUUUGGUGUGGUUCUACACAGUCAGCUGGUGUCAGGGGAGGGGAGGGUUGUUGAAUCCUGUGUUGCUGGACGAGGCUGUUUCAGGAACUUAACUUGUAGUGUUUUAACUACUACAUAUAUUAUCCUUAGACGCAGAUGGAGAGCUACAAUAUUGAGUCCAGGAUUUUGGGUACACUCAUUCAGCAAGAUGAUAUGGCAGCGGAUUGGAUCGGACCGAGACUGCUUAACAAUCAAUGACAGGAAUAGUUGGACAUUUUGGGAAAUCCGCUUUCUUCCCCAGAGUUGUAGCUCUAGAUUGACAUCACUCUUGUAUCAGUCCAAUAAAUACGGAGUUAUUGACAAAAGACUGGAAACGGGAGGAAACAGAUCGAUGUCCAAAAGCAGAAAAACCCUCCUCCCAAGAUCCCCAAUUACCACAUUAUGAUCUUAUUUGUUUAAGCUGGACAAAAAAGCGUAACAAUGACACAUUUACGACUUACAGCCCCAUGCCAAGAAAUAGUCCAGUUCACAGCCCCUGGAAAACCUCUGAUCUUUUUAUUAAUUUGACAAGAUGCAAUGCUUCUAUAUUCACCGUGCAGAGAGAAGUCAUAAGGAUCUUCUCACUUGACUGAAAGUGAAUAAGCGUAUUGAGCAACGCGUUGAACUUUCCUUUCCCCACACAGAAAGAGAGGCGAGUAUCUUUGCUCCCGUCUGCCCAUCAUGACAAAGAGCAUGACACACUCCAGCUGCGUUGCUGCUCACCAGGACUUUGACACGGGGCUCAACUUCAAGGUCUUUCAAUGUCGUUGAGACGCACGCCGCAGACAAUGCUGCCCGUUGGUCCACGCCUUGUUUUCAUCUCGUUUUCUGUUAAAACUCGAGACUUUUGACAUGUUUGACCGCUCUCUCACGUUCUGUGUGACGGCCUGCUGCGAUCCUGAGUGCUGUAUUACUGCGUGCUGUUGUACCUCAUUCAUGUACUCGCCGAGGGAGCUGUGCAGCAGCGUGCUGUGUUACUGUGUAACGCAACACACUCGUUGGUACGGUGUAACGCAGACACCGACACGACCGCGCUGCAGGAGCACAGCAGACUUCCAGUUCUGUGGAUGGGAAAUGUUUUCGGUUGCCAUGUGUUUUCAGGCUGUUUGUGCCGUUCCUCAUUUCACUCCUAGUUCACCUCAUGAUGACUUGACUGCUUUCUGCAUACAAAUAAAAAUAUCUGAAUCAUG